AUGUGGGAAAAAAACGUGACUGUACAAAACGGAGGUGAAGAUUCCUACGAAACGAAGCUGUACUUUGACGUUCCCGAAGGCUUCGAGUACAGUGGGGUGGUAGCCACUGACGAAAAGACCGCACCAAGUUGCUCACCAACCACUGAAGAACCCGACGAGGAUGGGAAAUGGACAUUCGCUUGCGAACUCGGAAAUCCUCUACCACAACAGAAGACAUUGUCAACGGUGGUCCGAAUCACCGCCAAUGAGGCCAAGCCUCCUACGAAACCGAUCACAAUCCACGCUUUUGUUAACAGUUCAAACGAGGAAGCAGACAACACUGAAGGCGACAACUCGUUCACCUUCACAAUUCCUGUCGACGUCAGAAAUCAACUUUCUCUCAACGGACGGUCUAAUCCCGAACAGAUUGAUUUCUCGACGAGAAACAGGACACCUGAGGAUGUCUUCGACGACAACGAAAUCGGCCCAGUUGUCAGCCAUCUCUACCAGGUAUCAAACCGAGGCCCAUCAGAAAUCGACGCCGCUACGCUUGAUAUCUUCUGGCCAUCGUUCUCGGCUGACGGCGGUCAUCUGCUCUACAUUAUCACGGACCCAGUGCUGAGUGAUCCUUCCAAAGGACGGUGCCGUGUAAAACAAGUACAGAAUAUCAACCCACUUAAUCUGAGGGUGACAAACGAGCACAUCGCCACCGAAUCGCCUCGUAGGAUACAGCCUGCUGAUUACGGUAAAACCGAAGAAGAAGAAGAGAACGAUGAGGACGAAGACGAAACCGAGGAGCAUAUGGAGAGAGAAGAAAACACGCAGCUGAAUGUGGCUCCCCCACGAUCUGGCGGUAGUGGUGGUGGUGGCACGUGGGAAUAUAAGGAAAAGACGCGGCCGCCAGUAGAAUAUGAGUAUAUUCCUGAUGAAGAAUAUGAUGAGGAGGAUGAGGACUACGAUCGCAAAGGCAGUCGUGUAAAGAGGGAAGCGAAAAGGAAAGCUGCAAAGCAUGGCACUUCCAGAGCAAGAGUUGAAGGCAAGACCUCGGAUAAGGCUCGAUUUUCGGAUCUUCGACAGGCUGUAAAAGAGUCGAAAGAUGCCGGUGGUGUUAUUGACUACCAAGGAGUACUCAGUCGAGCCAGCGUUGACUGCAACUCCUUAAGAUGCACUCACAUCGAGUGCGAUCUCUACAACAUCGGAGAGGAUGAAUUCGUUCUUGUUGAGAUCUUCUCGCGCCUUUACACCAAUACACUCGUCGACGAACGCAAUCCUGGAGGUGAAAUCUCCUCGUUGGCAAUCGCCAAGGUCACUUCAUCCAAGAUCAGCUGGCCCCAUAAGCCAACUCUGGCUACGGCAGUCACUACUGCGUUGAACGCCGUUGACGACGAGGCGUCUGCUGCUGGUGUGCCUUGGUGGCUGUACCUCCUCGCAAUUCUGAUCGGUCUCGUGUUGCUCGCUCUGCUCAUUCUCCUCUUGUGGAGGUGUGGUUUCUUCAAAAGAAAUCGCCCACACGCGGAGAAGGCUGAACGUAAAGAGAAUCGAGAUGUCGACGGUCACUAUGCGGACACAAAAACACGCUAUGCCGGUCCGGACAGCUAUAACCCACAAAGUCAUGGCCAAAUGCUUUAA
This is a messenger RNA of Cooperia oncophora, 1608 nucleotides long. The record is from the annotation of a GenBank genome assembly. Lineage: Eukaryota; Metazoa; Nematoda; Chromadorea; Rhabditida; Trichostrongylidae.